Molecule: messenger RNA, 2139 nt
Organism: Aspergillus candidus
Lineage: Eukaryota; Fungi; Ascomycota; Eurotiomycetes; Eurotiales; Aspergillaceae
Gene: gmtA
Product: GDP-mannose transporter
Exons: 4
Coding region: 414-1556 (380 amino acids)
Biological process (GO): transmembrane transport
Cellular component (GO): Golgi apparatus
Molecular function (GO): GDP-mannose transmembrane transporter activity; antiporter activity
Source: RefSeq, a predicted model, not a curated record
CUCUCUCUUUUUCCUGUCGGCUUUCCUUUCAUUUUUCUCGCCUGGUUGGGUUCAUCUUCGGUUUGAACUCUUCUCUCUUUUCUCCUCCUCUUCGUCUCUCCGGUCUUCGUCUCGUUUGCCCCGAUUGGGAGAUUCAACCCUCGGUUUUGAACACAUUCGCUGGCCCACUAGUGACUUCUUUAUCUCCUUCCCCUUUUGAUUCUAGAAGCCUUCCCUCCGUUCAGGGCAUUCGCGCACCUCCUCUGGCGCACCGCGCCCCCAGUCCUUAGCCAGCUUUGCGCAUUUCAAGCCCCAGGGCUCUCUAGAUCGUCGGCCUCGGCUUGUCCCGCCCUUCUUAUAUUCCCAUCCUCCAUUUUUAUCCACCUGUUUCGAAACCCCUCCGCCCCUCGUAAGCGGAGCCAGCAACCGUCAAGAUGGUCGACGAAAAGAAAACAGACGACUACACCAUCGAGAUGGACAAGAUAGAGCAGAACAAGAGCUUCGAGCCCGUUGCGCCCCCGCCUCAACCUAGGGGCACCUCGACCCUUGCGAACAACAACAGCCCUAUCCUGCCUGUGUUGGCAUACUGCGGGUCGUCGAUCUUGAUGACGGUCAUGAAUAAAUACGUCCUUUCUGGCACCGAUUUCAACCUCAAUUUCUUUCUCCUUUGCAUUCAGUCUCUCGUCUGCAUCAUAGCGAUUCAAACAUGUAAAACGAGCGGUUUGAUCACCUACCGCAAUUUCAGCCCGGAUGAGGCGAGGAAGUGGUUCCCCAUCACUUUACUCCUGAUUGGCAUGAUCUACACCGGCUCCAAGGCGCUUCAAUUUCUCUCCAUUCCGGUGUACACCAUCUUCAAGAACUUGACCAUUAUCUUGAUUGCCUAUGGAGAAGUGCUGUGGUUCGGUGGCUCCGUCUCUGGACUCACCCUUUUCUCUUUCGGUCUCAUGGUCUUCAGUUCGCUCAUCGCCGCGUGGGCCGAUAUCAAGCAUGCCGUGGAGAGCAGUGCCGAUGCGACCGCCAAGGUCUCCACGCUCAAUGCUGGAUACGUCUGGAUGCUGGUCAACUGUCUCUGCACGUCGUCUUACGUCCUUGGCAUGCGCAAGAGGAUCAAGUUGACCAACUUCAAGGACUUUGACACCAUGUUUUACAACAACCUUCUGUCCAUUCCUGUUCUGCUUGUGUGCACCUUUUUUAUGGAAGACUGGUCGUCCGCCAACAUCACCCGCAACUUCCCUCCUGCCGACCGUAACAACAUUCUGUUUGCGAUGAUCCUGUCUGGUCUGUCGUCCGUGUUCAUCUCGUACACCUCCGCCUGGUGCGUUCGUGUGACUUCCUCGACCACUUACUCCAUGGUUGGCGCUCUCAACAAACUGCCCAUCGCGGUAUCGGGACUGGUCUUCUUCGAUGCCCCUGUGACGUUCCCCAGCGUGUCGGCCAUCUUCGUCGGUUUCGUUAGUGGUAUCGUCUACGCCGUCGCCAAGAUCAAGCAGAACGCGAAGCCCAGGACUGGCAUGUUACCCACAUCCAACCCUGUCAGCGCCAGCAGCCAGAGUAUGAGAGACUCGCUGCGUUCGUAAACCAUUCCACCAGGUUGGUUUCAUUCCGGAUGGUGUCGCGUGGAAGGGGUCGCCGAGCCAGGUCAGCUUGCUGAUCGCUCAGCGCCCGGGGCAUCAUUUCGCUUUACUGUCUCGCCAAGAGCAGAAACCUUCCAACCUUGUAUGUGAUAUGUGACGCAUGUUUCAUUGCAACCGAAGUCCUCUGGUCGGACUUGCUCGACCGGAUGACGCUGGAAUCUCAUUUUUUGGUCUUUUCUCUUUUUUUUAUUAUCUCCUUAUAGUAUAUCUUUGACUUUGGCAGGUGUUGGCGGCUGUACAUUAUCUUCGCAUCGAUCCUCAUGGGAACUAACUCUUCUGGUCCUUUUUCACGACCUGGCGCGAUUGCGCUUCGUAUGCAUACUAUUUUUCUCUCCUUUUCCACUUAAUGGGAAGGGCAAGAGGAGUGAAAUGACAGCUUGUCUGGACCAUCACAGUCAAGAUAUAUACAACCGACUUGUCUGAUGUGGAAGAAAGUUUUCCGCCUUGGCAUCAUUGCAAGCGAGGAUUAUAAUACUGUAUUGUAUUUAUCCUAUACGUAACUUCUUUAAUAUGAUUUUCACCAAGG